Mesocricetus auratus (golden hamster) is the source of this 3318-nucleotide messenger RNA. It is a transcript of the gene Gtpbp3, whose product is annotated as GTP binding protein 3, mitochondrial. The record is from RefSeq and is a predicted model, not a curated record. Lineage: Eukaryota; Metazoa; Chordata; Mammalia; Rodentia; Cricetidae. Gene Ontology annotation, biological process: tRNA wobble uridine modification; tRNA methylation. Gene Ontology annotation, cellular component: cytoplasm; mitochondrion. Gene Ontology annotation, molecular function: GTPase activity; GTP binding; protein binding.
CGACUUUAGAACACCUGUGAGGUCCUGGGUGCUCUGGUGGACGUGGGGAGGUCAGGGGGCAUGAGGGAUUGAUUUUCUCCCCCACCACGUGGGUCAGCACCUCGCAGGCCUCCCAGCUCCUCUGGGUCCCCAGGGGCCCACUCCGAAGGACUGUGAGCCCAGGCUAGGCAGGGGCCCAGGUUGCUUUUCGUGUCCGGUAUGCAAAGGAGAGCCGCGGGAGACGGACACCCGCACUGUCCCGUUUCACAUCUGAAAGUAGGGCAGAUGACCCGAGGGUUUGCACCGGCGCCCGCCCCACAGCGUGUUUUUAAACGGCGCCCGCCCGCACGGGACCAGAACCAGAGAAUCAGCCGAGCCAGGCGCUCCCGGGGCCCCGCCCCGUGCCUGGAAUGGGCGCCUCCGCCUUCCCCGGCCAUUCAGCGUCGUCCUGGCUUAACCUGAAGGCAGCAGCCCACGGGCCUUUCCGGGAGCCAGCGGCGCACAUCGCACCCGCGGCCGACCGCACUGGACUGGAGCCUCCUGCAGGAGGAACCAGGCCUGGAAGUGGCUCCUGCCUGAAAACGCUUGCCCGGGAGCUGCCGCUGGCAAAACUGGGGGCGCGGGAAGCGGAGAGAUCCCGGGAGGCCAGCAAGAAACUCCCCAAAAAGUUUGGACCAGAUCGUUGGUGGCCUGGGGCGCGGUUGGUCCCGGAACUCCUCCCCGGCCGUCACUAAGAUGCUUUGAGCUUCCGGUCUCCCCCGUUCCCUCCUCCUCGCCCUCUCCGCUGAGUGGUCCCGGGAUCGGACUCGGCCUGUUGGGCUUGGCGACAAGCGCCUUUGCUCGCUGACUGCGCCUCCUGGAAGCGAGAGCUGAGCCCACGAGGCUUCGGGCUCCUCUAAGGCUACGGAACGGACACCGGAGAAGAGACGCGAGCCGGGGGCGUCUUCCUCGCCCUGGGGUCUCGGCUCCCGGCGGCCCUAAGAGCCCGAGCACCCGCUCCCGUACUUCCGGGGGACACUCCUGAGCUGCGCACGCCCCUCGGUGUCAGCCAAUAGCGAGCGCAGCCACAGGCCACCCCGCGGCCCCGGGGAGGAGGCGCCCUGCCCGUCACGCCGCCGAGGGGCGGGACUUCCUCCCAGAGCCGGCAGCGGGCGGGAGGCGGGGCCGGGCGCCUGCGGACUGCGGAUCCAUGUGGCGCGGGCUGAGCGCCCUGGCUGCCCGGGCGGCGCGGGUGCCGGGCCCCGGUCCUCCGCCCACCCUGCCCCGCGGCCCGCCGCGUCUGCGGGCCGUCCCGAGGCUCGACGUCUGCUCCCCGACCCCCAGGCGGCGCUGCGGCGGCGACGCCGGGUCCCGGGCCCCCGGAAGCACCAUCUUCGCGCUGAGCUCGGGCCGGGGCCGCUGCGCCGUCGCGGUGAUCCGCACCAGCGGCCCGGCCAGCGGGCUCGCGCUCCGCAGCCUCACGGCGCCCCGGGAGCCGCCUCCGGCCCGCAGCGCCUCCCUGCGCCUUCUCCGCCACCCGCGCUCCGGGGAGCCGCUGGACCGCGCGCUCGUCCUCUGGUUCCCAGGCCCCCGGAGCUUCACGGGUGAGGAUUGCGUGGAGUUGCACGUGCACGGCGGCCCCGCGGUGGUCAGCGGCGUCCUGCAGGCGUUGGGUAGCGUCCCAGGACUGCGGCCAGCGGAGGCCGGGGAAUUCACCAGGAGGGCAUUCGCCCACGGAAAGCUGAGCCUGACUGAGGUGGAGGGGCUGGCAGAUCUGAUCCACGCAGAAACUGAGGCGCAGCGGCGUCAGGCGCUCAGACAGCUGGAUGGGGAGCUGGGCCAGCUGUGCCAAGGCUGGGCAAAGACCCUCACCAAGGCUCUGGCCCAUGUGGAGGCCUACAUUGACUUCGCGGAGGAUGACAACUUGGAAGAGGGCGUGCUGGAGCAGGUGGACAGAGACGUUCGAACCCUGAAGGCUGCGCUGGAUUCCCACCUGCGAGAUGCCCGGCGCGGUGAGAGGCUCCGCUCAGGGGCGCACGUUGUGGUGGCCGGACCCCCCAAUGCGGGCAAGAGCAGCCUCGUCAACCUGCUCAGCCGGAAGCCUUUGUCCAUCGUGUCCCCAGAGCCAGGGACCACCCGUGACGUGCUGGAGACCCCCGUGGACCUGGCCGGGUUUCCUGUGUUGCUGAGUGACACUGCUGGGCUGCGGGAAGGCGUGGGCGCGGUUGAGCAGGAGGGUGUGCGCAGGGCUCGCCAGAGGUUGGAACAGGCCGACAUCAUCCUGGGGGUACUAGAUGCCUCCGACCUGACCUCCCCCUCCAGUCGCAGCUUCCUGGACACUGUGGUGGCCCCACUGGUGGCACAAAGCCCCAACCGUGUCGCGCAGCGCUUCCUGCUGCUUCUCAACAAAUCGGACCUGCUUCCCGCCAGCACCCCGGCCGGAGACAGCGCCCCGGCGGGGCUACCGCACCUGCUGCUGUCCUGCCGCACUGGCGCUGGGCUGGACGGCCUCCUGCAGGCCCUGAAAGCCGAGCUGACUGCCGUGUGUGGGGACCCGCGCACAGACCCACCUCUCCUGACCCGCGCUAGGCACCAGCACCACCUGCAGAGCUGCCGGGACGCCCUCAGCCACUACCAGCCCUCGGCAGACCUGGCCCUGGCAGCCGAGGCCCUGCGCCUGGCUCGCAGGCACCUGAGUCACCUCACAGGGGGAGGAGGCACCGCAGAGGUCCUGGACCUCAUCUUCCAGGACUUCUGUGUGGGCAAGUGAGGGCCAGCGCCUGGCAGGGGCCUCAGAAUCGUCACGAGAUCCUGAUCUAAGAUGACAGCAGCUUGCGGGGGAGCACCGGGGAUCCGCAGCCCUCAGGCCGGUUCCCUCCACAAUGAACAGAGACGGGAGGCCACGUGUGCCAGGGUGGCUAUGCUCCGGCUGCUCAGAUGCAGGCCUCCAUCACUGCCAAGUGCUGGAGGUGAAGCCCUUACAGGGUAGAUGCUGAGCCACGCCCCAGCCCCUCACUGGGGCAUUCUUGGCAGGGCUCCACCCCUGAGCCACGCCCCCAGCCCUCACUGGGGCAUUCUAGGCAGGGCUCCACCCCUGAGCCACGCCCCAGCCCCUCACUGGGGUAUUCUAGGCAGGGGCCCACCUAGCUUCAUGCUUUUGUAUUUUUAACUGCCAAAGGAGUAAGAAGAGUUCAGGUGAUCCAGAAAUGUUUGUUCACAAGGACCUGACAGUCAGCCUUACCUUCCGGAAGUUUGCCUAUGUAUUUUCUCUCUGGAUCAUAUGUCAAGCAUAUAUUUAUUUAUUUAUUUUUACUUCUGUGGUGGCAUGUAUUAUUUUGAAUAAAUUUGCUGUGACAUUUC